This is a messenger RNA of Odontomachus brunneus, 17647 nucleotides long. RefSeq lists its product as uncharacterized. Gene Ontology annotation, molecular function: protein binding. The transcript is spliced from 7 exons. The record is from RefSeq and is a predicted model, not a curated record. NCBI's taxonomy places the organism in Eukaryota, Metazoa, Arthropoda, Insecta, Hymenoptera, Formicidae. Bases 5649 to 6692 code for a protein of 347 amino acids.
UUACAAUGUUAAAUAAACAUUUUAUGCAAAAAAAAAAAAUUCGAUUUUUUGAAAGUUCUAAUUGGAUUUCCCCCCUUAAGCGUCCGAGUGCGAAAUGUGUCCCGCCGUGAACUCUGUAAAUGCUGUAACUCGUAAGCUUACAGUCGAAAAUAGUCGUGACUAUUUGUUCGCGGGCAUGACCUCCUCGAAGGGAGAAACAACUAGCUCUAAGACACGAGGUCGCUCUCCAAAAAUGUUAUGAGUUACGCUUUUCAGCCAGGAUACAAACGUCUACAGCUCCUUGCAAAUUUGCUCAACGAGAUUGCAUCGUUGAUUCGGACAUGCGGUGUUACAACUCCUAUUCCUCUUAACUGGAGUUGCACUUUUUGUAACGGAUUGAGAUGAAACAAACAUAUGUUUAGCUUUGAAGGCAAAAGGGACAAAGUUUCAGUGAGUAAGAUAAGUUUAGUCAAAAAGAGGCCGAGUCGAAAUUUUAGCCCUAUCUGCGACAUAAAUCUUCUAACGUGUAUAUAUUCUGAAUCAUCAGUGUACGUUCAGUACAUAUGGAAACUGACGUCCUACUUAACGUCUCUAUAAAUGGUAGAAAACACAAAAUAUCAAUCUUGUAUGUACACUGAGAGAAAAAAUAUCCAAGUGAUAAAUAUCUGUGGUAUUACAGCGGCACAUAUUUGCUUAUACAUAUAAAAAUAAAAUAUUUCUUAAAUAAAAAAAUGUACAUUUUCUUGAAAAUUUAAUUUAAAUAUUAAAUUUUAAGAAAAUUUAAUAUUUUUCGUGAAGGCAAUUAUUUAUUCUAUUUAAAUAAAAGAAUUUAGAUUUACGUAAAAAUAUGCUGUUAGUACUUCAACAAAUAAAUAUUUAUCAGUUUUUAGAUCUUUUCUCUCAGUGUCUAAAGAGGACCUCUCGGCAAAGUUGGUAAGUUAAAUGGAGUUAAAAGAGCUUGAUAUAAGGAGCAUGAAAGUAGAUAUUAAAUGGAAUAUUGAGGUCGAAAGGAUCGAAAUUUCGACUCGGAAACAGGCCUAACGUAAACUUAUGAUACUUUAUAUAUAUUAUUCAGUUUCGUAGUAACUCCAUUCGAUAUGCAGAACGCGCGUCGAUGCGCCCGCAUCUCAUUGCGUAGCCAACACGUCACACCAGAUGUCACGGACACCGAUCUCGCGGUUCCACCCUAACCGGGUAAUUGUCAGUAAGCCGAUUAGGCUAUAGCUUCUUGAUAACCGCUUAAUAAAAUACGCGCAAUCUCGAGGAAGGGCUCUUUCGAGAUUAAGGUCUAAAUUAUAACAUAGGUCGGAGAGAGGAUGGGAUAGAGGGUUAGCGGGGUGAGAGCCAUCAAAAGUAGAAAAAGGGCCUGCGGGCACGGCCUUCGCGAAAGGAGGAGCGAGACUGCAUCGGGUUCCGUGCCAGGAGAACGACCGAAACAGUGGCGUCGAAUCGCGCGCGCGGGGCGAAGAGGGUCGUUGGUGGCGUUUGCGCCGGCGGUCGUCGACGAAAGGGUGCGCAGGGGUGAGGGUGAGGGUGAGACGAAAGGAUCUAGAGUGGGGGUGGAAGUAUAGGUGGCGGUGCACGGUAGUGGGUGGACAGGGAAAGGCGUGGAAUUGGCGGAGGCAGUCAGUGGCUCGCCGCGCGCCACAACGACGGCCGGACAUCAGCGUCGACUUUUUCUACUUGCACCGUGCCCGCCCGGCCCGGGGGCUUUUCCACUUGUUCCAUCCGGCGAUCUCAUUGCCGCGCGCGCGGAAGGACCGCCGCUUCCCGGCAGCGCGAGGACGACGAUCGCGCUCUAUCACGAUCCUCCGGGUCGAUCGUCCAUUCUCCUAAUCUGUCAGUUCGGAGUGUCUCUCUGUCUUCUGUAUCUCCUCUCAUUCCCUUGGUUUACUUCGUGCGUACCGUCCGUGCUGGCGCGACUCACAUCGCGCUCAUGCCGGGAACAAGGAUUUUCGAGCGGCGACCAAACGAGAGCGACAGUCCGGCCAGACCACGAGCUUCGAUACGCUGAUAUCUGGUGUCAUGUAUGCUCCGUUGAGCACAGAAUCCCCAGCAAGAGCCUCUCGGCCUUGAUGAAGCGUCUCGUUCGAUCGCCGCUUCGUCGCUGCGAUCUCUAUACGUCGAGUGUGUUGGAGAGGACUCCUGGUGCGUCUCGUGAUCAGUGAGGAAGCUUUGUCGUCGUAUGUGAAUUCUGUGCUGGUGCGUGUCGACGUGCGGGGUCACGGACGGCGCGGAUACUUUCUUGCGUAGUCUUGCGUUGCUCGAGGGCGAAAUUCGCCCGGUUUGUGACGAAGUCAACGUCGUCGUAGAGCUCGUCGACGUGGAUGUUGUGACGGCGAAUAGAUCGCGUGCGCGUUACGACCAUUCGUCCGAAUCACUCUACGUUUCUCGACCCUGUGACGGGCAAGUGCACGCAAAAAAAUCUCUCACCUGGCUCGACGUCGCGAGUGAUUUGCACGCGCAGCGGCGGCUUCUUUCGCGAGUUCCUCGUCGCGGCCGCUUUCGACGCAGAUCCGCGCCUCCUCUCGAGCGAUCUCUCGAACGACGGAACUCGAACCGAUCGAGUCGGUGAGCGAAUUGAGGAGACGUAGUGGUGACGGUACGAGGAUAAAGGAGUACUCUUCACAGGGAUUUCACGAGGUUGACGCCCGAUGUCAGGAUAAGAAGCGGAAAAGCGUAUUUUCACUCUGACAAUUGGUGCACAUGGUGCGCGAGUAAAACGAGAGGAUCGAAAGAAGGACAGAAUGGAGAGGUAUCGGCCGGAAAUCUGAGGCUGGAGCCUUCCAAAGGAAGUAUCAAAGUCCGCCCGUCCGCCCGUCCGACCGACCGACCGACCGACCGACCGAUCGACCGACCGACCAACCGACGGCCUGAAGAAAAAGAAACCGGUCACUUAUCGAGCCUUCCUUGCGAACGCUUCCUAUCCGCAAACUCCUCGAAACUCCUUGCCACGUACGAAGAGCCACGUUAUCGCCGGAUAUCAAGCCCGACCGUAUCCCCCGAGUAACGCCUCAUCCACUCAUGCGUGCAGAGCGGAGAGCUCGCGGCUGAGACGCGCGUGAUCCUCGUCCUGGAAGGGUCUUUCGUCGCCGGAAAGAAUCUCGCCAUCUCGAUGGAACGCUCAACGACAAAUAUCAUUAUCUGAAGAGGUGCGUCAGCGCCGCGAAAGUUCCGGCCACUAAUCGAUUCUGUCGAGAGGAUUGCGGACACGAGUCGCGGCGAGGGAUAUCGAAGUCGGGAGACUGAUACAGUCUAGGGAAGAAUUUCCAGUUCCCAAUUUUUGCAUAGAAUUUCGUGCCGAUUAGGCGAGAUAGAGGGUGGAAUUAAUAUUGUCUUCCUAUUGUCCAUCGAAGGGGGAUCAUCAUCGAAGACGAGCUAUCAAAGGUACCGCGCGCCGACAGAUUGACAGCAGUGAACCCAUUCAGUCAGCCUCAGGCUCGACCGGAAUUGAUAGCGCGCCGUUGGCUGGUCGAAUCCGAGCAGUCACUCAACUCCGCAUCGGGUCCCCGUUUCAGCUAAAUCCCCCCUCUUGCCACCCCUCCAAUCAUUCGACCGCAAGAGGGAUCCACUUGUCCAAGAACGUCCGCCACGACUCUGGAACGAAUCUUGUCUUUUUUUUUUCUAUUCUGUUUUUUCUGGUUCUUUUUCGCGAUUUAUUCGUGAUGGGAUCUCGAAAGGAAAAACAACUCCCACCGUCCUCCUGCCGCAGCUGAUCCCCGGCCAGAAGCUAGCUCGCUCCCUCGUGCACUUGCUCGCAAACAUCGAGUAAUCUGUGAGAAAACGGCGUCGAUCGAAGCCUCUCAUAGAGAGCGAAACACGAGCGGAGAGAGGGGUUGGACUGUUUAUCGAACGCUCUUCCACCUCGGCACCUGUCCUCCUCUACCAACCGUCGACGGGGAUGAAGACCGAGCGAAAGCCACUCAUGCGUGAGGGGUGAGACAGCCGCGACCGGAAGUGCCGUCCCGAUGGGACGGAAUCGUGUUUCCAGUGCGGCACUUCGGAGUGAACGUCAGUACAGUGUAGCUCGAUGGGCUGCGAAGAAUCUGCCAGGGGGAACAGAGGCGGAAGUCGCCGGGGACGUAAUCUGGGAACGGAACUCGGUCGUUGAAAGUCGUAGCGGAGCGUAACCACGUCGCGGGCGAUGAUGAUCGCGGGAUAGUUCCUGGGAAAUAUGGGGUCCACGUUCGACAACUCGGGGACGUACUCUUUUGUACUUUUAUAGAAGUAUCGUCGGAGCGCCCGGGACCAAUCGCUUAGCUUCCGUAUUAAGGCUGUAUCGAUCUUCGUCCUUUCUUGUCGUCUCGAUACGAAAAGAACGGUGCCUUGGAUUCGCUCCGGACUUCUACGCGAGCCCGGAGAUCGAGGAAGCUCGAAGAACUUGCCCCACCGUGAACCGGCGGAUUGUAAAUUAGGAGUCACGUGGGACCCCCUUUAGAGCGGAAGAGGAUAAGCGUCGUUUAAUUGAACGCGCGCAGCGAAGAAGAGAAUCGAAUAAAUUGUAAGUCGACACGAAGCGUCCAAUAUCAUUCGUGCCAAUUCGCGGAAGGACUGAUCACACGAGAGGCCUGCAUCUGCGUUCGUAACGCAGCAGAUCCUCGAGGUUAUUAUUCUCGAUGAUCUCGCAUCUUCGUCCCGUCGAACGUAUCGGGUGGUCCAGGGUGCGAUGAAACAUAGUUCCUUCGCGCGAAGACACGAGACUCCUACCGAUCGAUUCAUUAUCUUCGCACGAGCGCACUAUUUUAUAGAGCAUCGCCACCGAGUACAUCCCCUCGACGGGUUAUCGAACAGUCCGCUGCCUUACUCGUCCAUUCGAUUUUCAACCGACCGUGAAUCGAGUUCCAUACGUCUUGAAAACGCCAGAAGAAAGAAGGCUUUCGUAACCUCUAGCUAUACAUUCCGUACGUCCUGUAACGCUCUUCGAACGUAAUUGCGAGACAGUUUUGUCCUGAUCAAUUGUCCGUGAAAAAUAUCAAGUGUCAGUCGGUAAUGUCGCUUUUUGUAUUCUGGCGAAAUGAUAUAGCGAGAAAGAGAGUAAGGUUCGCGUAAAGAGGAUUCGAAAACUGAUGAGAUGUGACCGGUCCAUCUCCAAUUCGAUUCUCCCAGUCGUCAUGGAAGAAUAAACGUCGAAUUGGAUUGUCUCGCUAUAGCGACAACGUCGACGUCGCGAAUCUAGGUCGCGGAGAAGGAUAAUUGACGACAAACAUCGGGAGCAGCCGACUGGAAUAGAAAUUUCACUCGAGGAACUGCGAAGUGAUAAUUAACAAUACCCGAUAGACUACGAAAUUAGUCGAGAUUCCGAUCCGGAUCUAGAACAGACGUGGUAAUCGAAUUUUCUCGGGGAUAGUCAAGAAUUCACUGCCACUGAAAGCCUAAUAAUCCUGCGCGCCGCAAAUAGCACGCUGAGAAUCAUCAAGGAGGACGUCGAUGACGUGGCUUAAAAACGCACGCGUCUCCUCAUGUUACAAAUCCCUCAUUGUAUCUUUGUAUAGUCAAGCACGCGUUAAGUCAAAGAAGAACUAGACAAAGAAGAAGAGAGAGGAGCGCGUGGAAAAAGUCAGAGAGAAAGAGAGAAAGAGAGAGAGAGAGAGAGAGAGAGAGAGAGAGAGAGAGAGAGAAGAGUGAGAGAAGUGAGGAGAGGAAGGUAAAUCCACGCUGAAGUCGGUGAUAUGUGUCGCGCUGGCUCCCGGAGCCUCGAUGACCUUGACCCCGCGAGCAUGAAGCAUCCAUCGAGGUCAGCGGGUCUCGAGGUUGCUAUGGCGCUUUUCGGCAUGGUUUGGCUGCUGCGUGUCCGCUCUGAGAUGCGUCGUUGCGCGAAAUGUCGGCACGAGGAGAUGCUCGCCCAACAACAGCAGCAGCAUCAGCAGCAAAUGCAGCUGCAGCUGCAGCAGCAGCAGCAGCAGCAACAGUACCAUCAUCAUCAUCAUCAACAUCACCAGCAACGCACCCUGUCGCAGGCUACCAGCCUACUACAGACGUCCGAAGACGGUGUCAGCUCUUCAGCCAACACUCUCUUCACGUUGGACACUCCUGGAGCGGCUGGUCCGGCCGGAAGUUACUGCGAAGUGCACGGAUACGUUCAAGCGAAAGAAGAUAUCCAGGAGUUUUACGAGCUGACGCUGCUCGACGAGUCCAAGUCGGUGCAGCAAAAGACAGCGGAAACGAUUCGCAUCGCGGACAAAUGGGAAGCCAGCGAUGGACCGAUCACGCCGACCUUCGCCCAGAAUGACGAUGGUCCAGCCUCCGCCUUGCCGUUGACCCAGACUCUGUCGAACAUUUAUGGCCGCAGGUCGGCCAGUCCCGAUGUUCCAGGCCCCGUAGACGAGACUCAGAAGACGAGAUACGAUAACACGGGAGUGGAAGAACAGCUGCCACCGCCGCCGUCGCCACCCCAACUGAAAGAGGCGGCUCAGCUGGAUGGGGUCCCCAGACCGAACUCGGUGGACCGUAUUCUUCACCCCGACGGCACUCAGCACAUCGGCCACGAGGCGCUCAACAAGAGUCACGACAGCUGGCAGGGACACGAUAGCGACCAGGCACACACUCCACUUCUCGCGGCCGACACGAGACACGUAAGUAGAAAGUUGGUGGAGCAAAAAGUAGCCGGGAGACAAGGGGGAUCGUUAGCGAGUAGACCGCGACCGAGAGAGGAAUCGCCGCCGUCACGUGCUCGCGUCGCGUUUUCUUUGACUUGGACGUUACUUGGCCGAUAAAGUAUGUCGACAAAUGCCAGCCGGGGGCAGAUCAAUGCGGAGACGUCGUUUUAUCGUUCGCCAACGUGAAAAGUUUCCUCGUAAGCUCGGUGAGAAGGAAACGAGGAAAACAGCUCGCCUCUUCUCGGGAGAGGAUCUCUCUAAUUUCAUCACGUUUUACACCCACGGCGUGUCACAUUCAACGUGGCCGUUUCUUUCUCUCGGCGCGGAAUUGGGACGGAUUUGCAUAUGAUUGAACCGCGGGCGAUAAUGUCUCAUUGGUAAUCGGCGGGAAUUUGUUCCAUUAAUUGCGCGGCCGACACAAUUAACAAUUCCCACGUUACAGCCCCUUGCAUUUUCUGCAAAUUAAUCGCGCGCGGACCGGUUCGCUAUGAUGUAAUAACACCAACGGCGAUAUCGCGAUGUCCGGGCCUUUAUCGCGGCCCGUGUGUCCAACCCGCGCACCUGGCAUAUAAAUAAAGCGGUGUAAACCUGGAAGCGCCGCAAUAACGCACGAUCGCGUCGAAUUUACUAUUCGGCACGAGAUCGUCCGUGCCAAACUUUCCACGCGCGCGAGAGAGAAAGCAAAAGUCUUGGACAAUUGAAUCAACGACGAUUCGCACAGUCGCGAAGAGUCGUGGACAUUCGCAAUCACAAGAGAAAUGAUUAUUCAGUUUAUUUCUUUUCUUCAGGUUAUCUACAGCGAAGAGUAUGUUUUUAUAAUACUCUUAAUACUCUUCAUGUACUUAUCAAAUUUUGAGAAAACUCAUUAUCAUGCACUUAAAAGAAUUAAUUUUUUUUACAAGAAUAUCAUAAAAUAUCAUAAAAUCGAAUAUUUGUUCUAAUUGAAUAUUCUUCGUUGAAAUAUGCGAAACUUAUACUAGGAUUCAGGAUGUAUCUUGAGUAAUGUAAUGCUCGUAAUGAGCUUAGGAUAGGUUCGCGGAUGCAUGAACUUAUGAAAUAUUUGAAACAAGUAACGUUCACUCGAAUGCAGCAUGCCUUCUUCUGCAAAAUGGAUCGCAUGCCGACCGACCGAACGACCGACUCUUGCGCGCAUUUCGAACUUUAUCGCAACAUAAUUGCAGUUUCAUAUCUCUACCGCGGCGGCUCCCCAUAAAUUACACGCGCAAGAAGAGACGUAACAGCUAAUUAUUUGUCCCCAAGUCAUUAGCGCUAACGAUUUCCCUCCCCCCCUCUCCCACAUGCUUCUCACUCCUAUCCUCCCCACGCUUUUCCAUCCCUUUGCAGCCUGUAGAAUGUUCUAAUCUACGAGCAACGAUUUCGUUCGCGACAUGCCGUUCCUUAAUCACCAUUUAAUCGGUUAACUUCGGCGAUUAUUAUCCGCGUAUCUUUAAGCGUCUCGAGCGCUAUCGACGCGUUGGAUCCGGAAGUAUUCGGCCCGCCGCGAGUUUCCUCUACCUUCCCCUCUCCCUCUGUCGCACGCGCGCGCAUCCGAAAAUCGAUGCCGUAAUGUAUGUAGGAAACGGUGUCAUCUCUGCUUCCUUCUGAGCGCUCGCUUCCGACCCACGUCGAGCGGUCUCGUCCAAUUUGCCGCGAAAUUAAUCCAGUCGCUUCUUGCGGUAGUUCGCCGGGACUUUAAUGACUCGUCUAGCCCUAAGUGAUUACCAACGUUGCUCUUGGAGAUUUCGCGUCUGUGAAAUCUAUCUUAAGCCCCGUCCUACAUAGCUCGCAGAACGCAAGACGCAGGUCGCAAGCACAGACGUGAGAUAACGUGUCCGCUCACGCAAGUCACGCGUAUUCGGUUGCACCCUCGCGUUUCACGAGUGCAGCGAGUCGAUUCGACUCGGUUGCGUCUUGCUUGCGUUAACGCCAGUCGCGGGGAAAAAGAAACUUCGAAGAAAGUGUGAGGUUAUUGUCUUUGCAAAACAGAUCGAAUCUAUUUUGUAGUCGGUAAAUUCGUCCGUUGCAUUGAUAGAUAUGAGCGCAAGUAUAUAUCGGACCUCUGAAAUAACUGGCCAAUUAAUUACGUUGGUAUUACCACAAUGAAAAGUAAUUUUGAAAAAAUCGAUAGAUACAAAUGUAACCUUUUAUACGCUGCGUGCCACUUUUGCGUUCAAUAUAGAUAUUCUUCUCGCGACGUGUGACUUGCGAACUGCAAAUGCGUUUUGCGUAUCCUGCGGCUUGCGAGCUAUGUAGACAGAGUUCUAUGUUUAUCUAUCCGUUCGCGGAUUUGCGUUCCUAACAAAUCUUUUUUCGCCGAGGUCGGUCUCUGCUUCUUUUCUUUUCGACUUCGCGACGACACGUUGAUUUUCCUCGUGGCGCUGGAUGGGCUUCGACUCGAUUCCCGAUUGGGACGAACGAGUUGAUCGCACGCGAUCACGCAACGCGAAAUCGCAACGACAGCAAUUCGCAUUCGCGAGGUAUCGCGGCCGCGCCGCUCGACAUGGACGCUAAAUCCCGAUAGUCGAGAAGCUUAAAAUAAUUAGCCCUCGGCGUACGAGUUAAGCUGCAGCUAACCGCGCAGACCGACAUAUACAGCUCCACGUCGCUUAUACGCGCGCAAAUAUUUCCCUUCGGGCGUGCGUGCGUGCGUGCGUGCGUGCGUGCGUGAACACGCGCAGCGCCGACGAAUAAAAUAUUCGUCGCCGUCAUCGCGCAGAUCCGAGCAUCGGGCUAAUUAACUAUCGCGACGCAUAUACGAAUUGAUCGUUUAAUCGUGACAUCGCGCUAUUAACUCGUGGACACGCACAUUCUCGUCGGUAUUACACGCUCGGCUCGUUAUUUGACGAAUUAGAACCAGCAUCGAACAUCGACAAGUGUUAAUGUUCGCGUGACGCUAAGAAUAGACAUGAAGCUACUUUUGUUUCGUAUAAGCGCGCCAAAAAAAGAGUUGUGUGUCGUGAACUUUGACGAUCGCGUCGCGCGCGCGUCUAUACUCGCGAACCUCUGCUGAGACGGACUCUGCUUAGUCCUGAACGGAUUUCAACCCUUUGGUUACGACGCGACAGCCUCUCACUCUUCCUACGACUUCCUGCGAUACGCUACACCGGCUGCUGCUAUUUUAAGACAUUAUUCAUCCGGGGUUGAUUAGUCCCCGUUGGCCGGCGGCCUUUUAAAUCACCCUUGUCUCUCGAACGUGCAAACACCCCCGCGUUACCUCUUCCUCAAAAGUUCCGCCAACCAGUUCCUCCUCGGGGAAGAUUCAUAGCGGGCCUGAUUCGAUUUGCAACACCGUUUGAAAUUCAGGCGAGGGCGUAUUUCAUUCGCCGACGCGCUUGAGCGAGAGGAGGAGGGUCGAGAAGGUUACCGAGGGGGAGGGAGAGGGAGAGGGCGGCCGGUGAAUAUCGAGCUUGCCAAAUGGAGUAAACUGCAGCCUCCGGCUCGUGUAAUCUUCCGGAAGUCGCCGUCUGCCGUCGAUUAUCUCCUCUCUCUCUCUUUCUGCGUCCCUCUCUCCCCUCUGCUCUCCCUUUCUCUUUUCGUUUGUCGCUUCGUUUCCCUCUUCUUGUCUCAUCACCCGUUCGCCUGCCUAGUUCCGUGCCGUUUCUCCCCUUGGCCUUGGCGGUAAAUCAGGCGAAAGGGGUGCCGUAGUGAUCCAGCGAAAUGAAGCCAAGUCGUUUUUACGGGGCGCGACGACGCGAGAAUCAUAUUUUCCGGUGGCUCGCCAGAAAACUGUUUGCGUUCUCGUCGCCGCGCGGUAAAAUCUCGCGCCAACGUCGCGAAAUGAAUAUCUCACAUGAAUAGAAAAGUUCACAGCGCGGCGCUCAACAAAUUCCACGGGCGAUAAGUCAACAUGUUCCCGGGACACAUCAGUUCUGGUGCUCAUUUCUUUAGGAUUACGCGCGUCGCAUAUUUCCCUGACUGUCGAAUACGCCUGGGAGAAGAAUCCACUUUUUAUAUAAUCUGCGUAAAAAGCAGUAGAUGUUACUAGUUAGUUCGACGCGGGCGACGAUAACGACGUCGCCGACAUGAUAAAGCCCAAUACUUUUUACGACGCUUACAUAAGAGAUGAUCGUAGACGCAGCGUAUUGCAUUAUGUCGCCGAACUUGGAAUCUACCUGAGUGAAAAUUUCGAUCACACAAUUUUUCUCUCGCAUAUUUUCCCCCAAUAUAUAAUAUUACAUAUAACACUACAAAUUUUGUUGACAUUGGAAGACUAAUAGAGAAUCUGGAGGUAUAACACUAUGGCCCGUGUUAGUAGUAGUCGUCAGGUUUGAAUUCAGAUGUGAAUUUUUCAUUUAACAAAUAUAAUAUCACAUAGAGGAGAGUUGCCGUAUCGAUCUCCUAAAUCGCACCUUAUCAAACGUACUUGAUCUUUUUAAACGUUUCUAGCACGGAAAGAUACAAUCUGUAAAUAUUUCGUUUAUAUUUCUCAUUGCUUAUUUAUUUCUCAUUUUUACCGUUGCUCAUAUUCAAUAAUAAUAAAGAAAUCGAUGAGGUACGAUAUAUGGAUGAGGUAACUUUUCCUUGUAUUAUACAAUCCAAAUAAAAAUCUCACGUGACUCUAAAUUCAAAUUUCUCUGAGUGACUCACUUGUCUCACUUGUCUCACGUGUCAAACAAGUCUCACGAAUAUUAAUACGGGCCUAUGUAUAUACACUACACACUUUUGACAUUAGAAAUCGUUUGCGUGAUCAAACUCCUGACAAGAGGGCGACGUUGAAAUUAUAUUAUUAAAUCAUUAUCGUGUCCUGUCAACGAGAGUUGAACACGCGCAGUUGCCCUUGUAUCUCGGGACUGGAAUAUCGUGACGUGGAGGAGCGAUCACCGGAGAGCACGUCGGCGAGAUAAUUUCGUUCUUGCUAAUGAGAACUGCAACGUUCCGAAACGCUUAUCCGCGUGAGUCGUCCAGAGAGGAUCCAUUUUCCGCGCGGCAAAUCUGGCGACUUCGAUCCGGCGGCCCGAAAUUCGGCGCUCGGCCACAGCUCGGCUACGUUCUCUCCCGCGGGAAAACCUCCCAUUCCGCAUUAUCCCAAGCCGUCGAAAUCCCGCUUCCAUCAGGACCUUCAUUCCACCUCCCUUCAACCACCGUGUGUAUUCCCGUGCCAAUAUUGCGUCCCAGUCAUAAUGUUUAUGAGCGCGCCUCAAGACGCGAUUAAAUCUUCGUCACCGUGGCAACGUUAAAACGUCGACGGCGCAUUAAAAAUAUACAUCCGCCGGGACAAUUAAAUCAUCGUCGGAGCUUAUGAAGUCGCCUGCUGAACUCUACAAUCUCCGUCGUUGAUCUAAGUGUAUCACUUUGAGAUUGAUUAAUAACGUCGCGCUUCUUCAUCACGUGCGAAUAUUUUGACGAUUCCGGAUUGAACGUUAACGCGCGCGCGUGUGUCUGUACACACACAUAUGAAACUAUGAUAAUCUAUCCGAUAUUUAUUUCGUUCCGGAUUAGUUAGAUAUUCCACGCUAUGUAUUAUCGGGCGUGUGUUCAUCGGAAUAAUCGAUACCGCAUCUCCCGAUACCAUCCAUUAGCGGUUAGGGAUCAUCGGCCAGUAGCUCAUGUUGAUUACCACGUGGUGUUCCUCCUGGCACUUCCUGCGCUUCCGCCCUAUAGCGUUGCGCAUUAUAGGCUGCCAGUAUCAUAACGGGACAUGUCGUAUAAAUCACAUCGAAUGACGUGCAUGCGUCGCUUUCCCUCUCUCUCUCUCUCUCUCCUCUCUCUCUCUCUCUCUCUCUCUCUCUCUCUCUCUCUCCCCUUUCUCUCUCUCCCUUUCUCCCAGUACGUCCCUUGACGUCGACGCAAAUUGCCGACAUUAGUCGUUAGUGACGGAUCAUGACUGACCCUUCCGUUUCGAGGAGAUCGCUGCCACCGCUGCCGCCGUCGUCGCUGCCCUUCGAUUUCGCACGUCUAAUAACUCAAUCCUGUUAAUAUUAGCCGGUUCACAUUCGCUUCUCGGCGGCAAUCUAGGCACAAUACUUUUACACCGAGGAAGGCUCCUUCAGCUGCUUCGCGGUCACUUUGACGUUCUUCCCGCGUUUCCAUCGUUACCUGCGUGCGUCUUGUCCGUUUCUCCUGCUCUCUGACACUUUCGGAUAAAGAAACGUUUUUUCACCAACAGAACGUUUCGCCCUGCGUUUCGCUUCACGCUGCAUUUCGAGGAACCAACGUUCGAAUCGGCGUCGGGGCGUCAGCGUAACAUGUUUUUCUUCGGCUCUUAAUGAUUUUUCCGAUACGCGCGGCGUCCUGCGUGCCGGCGAUCGUUUAUCUUGAUUUCACAGAGGAUACUCUGUUGCGGUUCGCACGAGGCGCGGAAUUUAUAUUAAUGGUGGCACGCAUGGAUAUUAGGCGUAAUUACGCUCUUCCGCCGCGAACGCCGCUCACCGUGCGCGAGAGACUCGCGCUCGUGAAACAAAAAAAAAGAGAAUAAGAGAAAUAAAAAAUAAUAUAUAACGCUUGUUGCCGCGGGACGCACCGAGACAGUUUGCCGGACACUUUGUUGUGGGAAGUGGUGUUUUGAAUGAAUCGAGACACGUCGAGUCCAGCCGCGCUUCUCGUUAUCUCUCGCCCUAUUCCGGAACGUGUGCCCCGUUGUUUUCGCAACUUUUGUUAACGCUGAUCGCACGUCGACGCUCUAAAUAAUUGUUUUUACUCCCGCAAUCAACCUUUCACCACCACGUUUGCCCUUAAAUUAACGUAGCAAUAACCGUCAGCGUACUAUGCAAAAAUUAUCCGAGAAAGUUUUUUCGCUCGCGUGCGCAGCGUUAACGGAGCUGGGGAACGUCGUUAAAAUCGGCAUCGUCCCGAGCUCAGCCGUCGCUCACGAGCGGAGAGGUACAUUUUCCGCGCGAGUUUUCGACCGUGCCAGUGAAUAUCAAAAUAACCGAUUAAGCGCGCACGACAGCAGCGGCACCGGUGUGUUCGGCCGGAAAGAUUUGCUUUGGAAUUAGGGCACCCGCAGCACAUCCCAAACUGCCUGGACUGGCACACGCAGAUACGUUCUCCGCAGGUGCAUAAACUUUAACUCGCAAAUUCUGUAAUCGCCACGCUCGGCCCGCCCGUUGCAUCCGGGCGAAUUGCAAACGCGUCGUGGCAGAUUCGCGUCCAUGCGGUCGCAUCGCGAGAGCGCGAUCGAUUCGAUCGGGCGGUCGAAAAAGGCGCUUUGCCUCGUGAUUUCGCGCAGUAAUCGCAUGUAUCAAGCCGAUUCCCACGAGAGAGAGAGAGAGAGAGAGGAGAGAGGGACAAAUGUGAACGCGAUACGUAUCGAGAUCGAUGUUUGACGAUGGACUUUUCGCGAUGGAUAAUCUCGCGCUUGAUAAAAAUAAAAACGUGUCACUCGAGCGAAUAAUUUCUGCAUCUCUGUUGUAGGAUCAAAUAAUGCCAUAAAAAUUACAAAAUAGCAUGUCAGCGUGUACGAAACGUGUCGCGAAUCGAAGCUUAUUACGGAUAUCGCGCAAGCGAGGGAGGGAGAGAUAGAAAGAGGAAGAUAGCUUGAAGGUGUCGUAAAUAUUAAUCAGGUUCAACGAAUAUCUCCAGCGCGCAGAAAUAAUUAAUGCCUCGGCGGAUGUGAAUAAUCCACUUUUAUAAAACGUUCGUCCCGCCUCCGGCGAUCGAUAUCCGGCGGCCGGAGUUUAUGAAUUGAUUUAUGAAGGAGGAAACGUCCGGGCGCUGGUUUCCAGAGACGGUUUGCCCGCAUCUGAAAAUUGGAGAAUAUUAUCAUAAUGUAUUCCGGCUCAUCUGCAUUGGAAUUACCGAGCAGAUAAGGACCGGCAGGGUAGGAGGGAGGGAGAACACUCGAUAUGAACGCGGGUUAAAAGUGCGGCUGAUUUUCCCCCGGGAAAAUAAGCGUAUGGUAAACCAGUUGUCGGAGUGUGUACGCGGUCGCGCGCGCACACUGUUUUCCGCUCGAAAUUUUCCGUACUGCACACGUCGUUAAUUUACCUCUCGCCCGCGGUUAUUAUAUCCCAGUUUACAAUAGGAUCAUUUGAACGCGGCGGAAACAUUGACGUUGCGAAAAAUUGCCAUUGCCGGCGAAUUUUUCCUAUGGUAUACGCGCGAUGCAACGAGAAACGUGAGAACGUGAGGAUAGUGUGUGCGCCGUGCGUGGAAAGAGGAUGAAACGAGUUAUUAUUUUAACAAUUACACGACGAGACGACAACGACGACGACGGGCAAAAUGAAUUAUACAUGUUUCAUGCCCUUAGGGAACCUUUAUUUAGCAGUAAGUUAACAUCAAACGAACGAAAACGAGCGAACGAGCGGCGCCGUCCGCGGACGCGAUGAAAUCUAAAACCCGAGGAGUGUAUUUAGGUCGACUCGGUUGUCUCUGGCAGCCCGUUCGUCCUGACUUUUUCAAACUGGCCGGACAAUUUCCGCGGGUUUAUCUUCGCGAAACUUACUCGGCGCCCGCGCGCACGUAAAGCCUGUCGAGUAAUUUGAACGAAAAGUCAACUCCGGGGCUCUUUAUUUUGCUUGCCGUUUCGGCGCUUCAACGUUCGCAAGGAACUACUGCGUCCCGCGAAUCGACGAAAUCGAGACGAACAAACUCACGGUGUUAUUUCAUGCUCAUUAUAUCAGUUUGGAUACUAUUAAAAGCGCGGGGCGCUGUUAUAAUUAUAAAACACACAAUUGAGAAAAAAAUAUUUAAGAAAGAAAAAAAAUAUUGCAGUGAAAGAAUAAUAAUAACAUAGUUAUUUUGUACUGAUACAAAAUAUUUUCCAAAUAAGGAAAUAUACAUUUUCUUAAAAUCUGAGCUUUUCAUGCAAUAAAUUGAGAACAAGCAAUAAAUUGUCUGUUCCCUUCACCUAAAAAAGAAUUGAGAUUUAUAUUUAAGUAAAUAUGUUACUAUAUUAUAUUUAAGUAAAUAUGUUACUAGUUCUCACCGAAUAAAUAUUUUUUGUUCUUCAGAUAUUUUUUCUCUCAUUAAAACGCGUCUGAUCAUUUUACAAAUUAUUUUUCGUGCGCUCCUGUUUCCAUCUGCUUAAAUAUCAGAAAAUAUUUAGUCGUCCAAGUAUUAACGAGAUUGAUUAUUUUGUAAAUAAUAUAAAAAGUAUUUAUUUAGAAAUAUUAUACCUAUUAUUUUACAUGUUUCUCCUAGAGUUUGAGACAUUUUUCCUAAAUCUCUAGAAGUUCCUUUAUACUCUUGUCAAACAAGGUUUUCUGGAUCGCGUAUACAUCCAAUUUUGCACGUUGUCAAUAAUUUCUAAAUAAUCCUUGUCCUUGUCUAAAUAAAUCCUCCCACUUAAAAUGCAACCAAGAUUCUCUCUUUUUCUGUGACAUCAACUGCAAUGUCAUUCACUACCGAGGCUAAAACACUCCUCCCUUCCUCUUCACAAGUGAUACGUUAUCCAAAUUUGAUCGUAGCUGCGCCGGUUAAACAUUUAGUCCGGGCGACCGCGAUAAAUCUGGCGUUUGAAAGUGGACGAGACGUUUCGCGGAUAACUGGGACGUGGGUCUUAUCGCGCCCGGCCGAACGUCGGCGUCGCGAACCUUAGACACAAUUAAUCUUUGUGACGGCGAAUCUGUUUACCAGCCGAUACAUACACAAAAGCGCGCGGUUUCGACGCAAACCCAUUCACCGUAACGCCGCCGCCGUCGGAUAUCUCGUUGUGCUAAGCGCCGUCGGGCGCGGGAGGAGGCUGGGGGACGCCGGGAUGCGUCGUUGCACCUGCAUGGAUUUCGGGAUGGCGCGGAAUAAGGUCGUAAACUCCCGGGCGUAAACCGUAAAUGGUACGUGCCGGAGUAGAAUGAAGUUCACCGUUGAAUCGGAAGAGCCCGGGCCGAUCGCCUCGAUCGAGCGAGCGAGCGAACGAACGAACGCUGCUGGUCGGACCGCCUCGUUCGAUCUACGUAAAGCGAAACGCGCAACACGAGACUGUAACUCAGCGACGGGAUUACCAGUCAAAACUACUAGAGAGUUAUACGGGCCACGGAAUCGCUUAGUUCGUCUCUUUUCCGCCGGAAACUAUUGCACCCGCACGACGACGAUCAUGUACCCGCGCGCCAGUUCCGACGAUCAUGUACCGUCAUGAUCGCGCGUUCCUCCGGAAUAUUACGUGAAUCUUGGUUUUCGUCGAACGACUCGGGUGUCAGCUUGCUCGAGCCUUGACUUUCAAUUGUUUAAUUUCAAUUUGUAUAUUCCUUUUAUUUCAUAUGUGCUAUUUACAUCUCAAAAACUGAAAUGCUCUGUUAAACUUGAUGUGUUUCCAGCGGAAUACGCUAGAUUUCCAACGUAGAAAUUGACUAUAAGUUUCUUUGCAAAGUAGACCUUACUGAUAGUCUAUUUCUACGGACUACCAAAAGCAUAAUACAAUUGAAAGGAAUUCAUGUGAGAAAAGAAGAACUAUAUAGUAUUCUCUCCGCGUUGUACUUUUUUCUUGGCACAGAUAUACAAGUAUAGUUUGUGUCUAAAUAUACUUAGAAUUAUCAGAGCUAUCCAGUAUUAUCCAGAGCGAACAGUAAAUCGGGAUUAGUACACAAAUGUUUCGUACCAACGCUUUAUCACCGUCUCUUGCGCCCCCGUGUGUAUGGACCGAAACACAAUAUAAUUAGAUCCCGCGCGGUGGAGCUGGGAUGCGUCAAUCCCUGGACGGGAGCACAUUCUCAUUGGCCAACUACUUGGGGGAUAACGACGCUCUAAAGUGUCUUGAUUUUCGUGGAAAUUCCCGAAAAGCGGAGCGCGCGAGGGGUGUUCGGUACUUUACCUCGCCCCGACAAAUUCUCGCGGCGUGAGUUUAUUGCGCGAGGGGGUCUUCCCGAGCAUUCCGCGGAUUAACUCGUCAAAGUGUCCCCCAAGAAACCGUCCGUGUAUGCAACUAUGCGGCGCGAGACCGAAGUUUACCGCCGCCACCUUUGCGCUGCGACGUGCAUUAUUUGUUUCCCCCGUUUCGACUCACGACGCGUAAUCAGAAAUUACGAGUGUCGCGGGGAAGUAAUUAGAAAUUUGUGCAAUUUCGCUCAUCACCAUCGCGGGAACCUCGAGAUAUCUUGGAAGACCGUCGCAGUUUUCAACGACAAUAUUAGAGGAAUAAAACGACUCAUUCUCUCUCUCUCUCUCUCUCUCUCUCUCUCUCUCUCUCUCUCGCGGUA